Pelodiscus sinensis (Chinese soft-shelled turtle) is the source of this 3436-nucleotide messenger RNA. NCBI's taxonomy places the organism in Eukaryota, Metazoa, Chordata, Testudines, Trionychidae. The record is from RefSeq and is a predicted model, not a curated record.
GGAGGGGCUGCGGCCGGGCGAGCCGGGUUCUGAGCUGCAUCCCCAUUCGCGUUGGCUGGACCAGCUGCUGGCAUCGCCACCGCCCUGCGCUGAUGAGACCAAGAGGCAGAACAUCCCUGAGCCUGGGGAGCCUGCAGGGCCAGAGGGCCUGCUUGGCUGGUCGCGGAAAGAUCUGUGCAGUGAGUUUGGCAUCAGAGGGACCCACCGAGCCGGUGAGCUUGGUUGGGCCAGCGAGCACAACACGGGGAAGACGGACUGGGCCAGCGAGACUGAGCAGGAUCGGGAGUUCGGCACGGGCACGCGGGACUGGGGCGAUGCGUACAAAGAGCCGGAGCGGCUGCAGGAGUCCAGCGCGGCGCAUGGAAACUGGCCUGAUGCCUACAGCAUGGAGCAGCCCCGGCAAGCCAGACUGGAGCGGCCAAUACAACGUGGGCGGUGCCAACAGCCCGGAUGGGGAAUUCAGUACCAGGAAACUGGACUGGAGCAACUCCUACGGCACUGGGGAGAGCACCCAGCAGGACAAGAGAUUCAAGGCUGGCCAGCCAGACUGGACCCAUGAGCCUGUUGUUGGUGAUACCGCCCAGCAGGAUAGAGAGUGGCCCCACAUGUACGGUGGGGAUACCGACCAACAAGAUGGAGAGUUUGGCACCAGCAAGUCAUCCUGGACCCAUGAGCCUGGUGCUGGUGAUACCGCCCGGCAGGAUAGAGAGUUUGGCACCAACGAGCCAGACUGGACCCGUGAUCCUGGUGUCGAUGAUACUGCCCGGCAGGAUAGAGAAUUCGGCUCUGGCAAGCCAGACUGGCCCCGUGUGUACAGUGGUGAUACCGUCCGGCAGGAUAGAGAGUUUGGCACCAACGAGCCAGACUGGACCCGUGAUCCUGGUGUCGAUGAUACUGCCCGGCAGGAUAGAGAAUUCGGCUCUGGCAAGCCAGACUGGCCCCGUGUGUACAGUGGUGAUACCGUCCGGCAGGAUAGAGAGUUUGGCACCAACGAGCCAGACUGGACCCGUGAUCCUGGUGUCGAUGAUACUGCCCGGCAGGAUAGAGAAUUCGGCUCUGGCAAGCCAGACUGGCCCCGUGUGUACAGUGGUGAUACCGUCCGGCAGGAUAGAGAGUUUGGCACCAACGAGCCAGACUGGACCCGUGAUCCUGGUGUCGAUGAUACUGCCCGGCAGGAUAGAGAAUUCGGCUCUGGCAAGCCAGACUGGCCCCGUGUGUACAGUGGUGAUACCGUCCGGCAGGAUAGAGAGUUUGGCACCAACGAGCCAGACUGGACCCGUGAUCCUGGUGUCGGUGAUACUGUCCGGCAGGAUAGAGAGUUUGGCACCAGCGAGCCAGACUGGACCCAUGAUCCUGGUGUCGGUGAUAUCGGUGAUACUGCCCGGCAGGAUAGACAGUUUGGCACCAGCAAGCCAGACUGGACCCGUGAUCCCGGUGUCGGUGAUACCGUCCGGCAGGAUAGAGAGUUUGGCACCAACGAGCCAGACUGGACCCGUGAUCCUGGUGUCGAUGAUACUGCCCGGCAGGAUAGAGAAUUCGGCUCUGGCAAGCCAGACUGGCCCCGUGUGUACAGUGGUGAUACCGUCCGGCAGGAUAGAGAGUUUGGCACCAACGAGCCAGACUGGACCCGUGAUCCUGGUGUCGAUGAUACUGCCCGGCAGGAUAGAGAAUUCGGCUCUGGCAAGCCAGACUGGCCCCGUGUGUACAGUGGUGAUACCGUCCGGCAGGAUAGAGAGUUUGGCACCAACGAGCCAGACUGGACCCGUGAUCCUGGUGUCGAUGAUACUGCCCGGCAGGAUAGAGAAUUCGGCUCUGGCAAGCCAGACUGGCCCCGUGUGUACAGUGGUGAUACCGUCCGGCAGGAUAGAGAGUUUGGCACCAACGAGCCAGACUGGACCCGUGAUCCUGGUGUCGAUGAUACUGCCCGGCAGGAUAGAGAAUUCGGCUCUGGCAAGCCAGACUGGCCCCGUGUGUACAGUGGUGAUACCGUCCGGCAGGAUAGAGAGUUUGGCACCAACGAGCCAGACUGGACCCGUGAGUAUGGGUUCAGUCCUGCUGAUGGUCCGGGUAAGGAGUGUAGUCCUGAGAAGCCAGACUGGACCCGGGAGUGCAGUGCCAAGUCCCACGAGCAGGGUAGGGAGUGGACCCGUGGGUACGGUGUUGGGGAUACCGCCCAGCAGGACAAGGACUUUGGCACUGGCCAGCAACUCUGGACCCGCGAGUUCGGAAUUGGUGAUGGUGCUGGACAGGACGGCGCAUUGAGCCCUGACAAGCCAGCUUGGCUUGGGGACCAUGGCAGUCGCCUUACAGACCGAGACUCUACCUUUGGCCCUGGGGUCGAAGACGCCGGCAGCUUGAUCCGAGCCCCCAAGGCCCGGAAGCCCAGGUGGAGCGGCAGCGGCCUGCAAGAGAGCAAGUUCUCUUUUGCCAGGCGGGAUUGCACCCGUGAGUUCGGGGUCGGAGGGGCUGAGCACGAAAGCCAGUUUGGCGUCAUCGGGACGCAGCGGGCAGGUGGCUUUGGCUUAGCCGCUUUGGAGCCCGUCGCUGCCAGCGAGACCCUGCCCGAGCGGGCUGGCCAUUCCCAAGGGGUGGGCCUGGAGGAGCUCAGAGAGGCCGGCGUGGGGCAGCCCGACUGGGCUGGAGGUCGAGGUCUCAGUGUCACGGAGCCAUCUGUCAGCGGGGGAUGGAUGGACUGGACAUACACAUGCAGCACGAGCAGCACGGGUCCCUCCAGUGGCCUGGGGGUGGGGGGCGCCGAUCCACCCCGGGAACCUGGCGUGGGGCAGUCAGACGGGGCCGGUGACGGCACGGGAGACUCAGCCACCGCCAGCGGCUUGGGGCGCAUGGGCAUGACGGAGGCUGGAGAGAGACAGUUUUACUGGAGCCGCGAGUUCAGCUCCGGGGCCGAGAGGUCUGCGAAGCCUGGGGAGGUGGCCGUGGGGCAGAUGGACUGGGCCAGUGAGGCCGGCAUUGGAUGUGGGAAACAACCCGGUGCCACAUCCCUGGCUGGCCUGGAGCUGCAUGGAGACAGGUAAGGGCUGCGCUGGAGGUGGGAGGGUUGGGCGGAAGUGUAGGGGGCUGCAUCUCGGCCUUCACUGCUCAUCAGAGCAUUUGGUGCCCUACCUAUGCGAGGGGCCGGUCUCAAACAGCAGCUGUUUUCGGGGGAGGGGGGCAGAGGGAAAGGAGGGAAGGUCUUGUCCCACUCCCAGCCUGGGACUGUUUAGACAAAGUACUCCUGUUGUGGGGAUCAGCACUCCCGACGUCUGUUUGCUGCUGAGCUCUCAAAGAUCCUGCAGCAGUGAGUUCCUCUUCUUAACAUCUCCUCUCCUUGGGGAAGCCCUGAGGCUACUGCCCAGCAUGGUCACGCACCUCCUCAUGCCCACUUGAUCAGGGCAGCUCAGUUGCCUUCAGCCCACUGCGUAGCAUCCUACGGAAG